GGGUGAGUUUAGAAAAGCCCUUUCUGGAAUUGAAUUUGGUGACAGUUUGAGAGAGAAAGGGGAACAGAGAGAACCAUAUCCUAAUUCGACGCUUUAUGCAUUCUUUUUUUUUUUUUGAUUUUUUUGUUUGGUUGCAAUUGGGAUAGCAGAGAAUCGCAGGUUGUUGGGAAAGUGAGUGUGAGAAGAGGAAUGGAGAGCGAACCGCAGAGUGCAGGAAAAGAUGAGGUUUUAUCAGUUGAGCUUUCAGCACCUUCUGCUUGGAAGAAACUGUUUUUCCCUAAGAAAGUAGGAACACCAAGGAAAAGUGAGAUUGUAUUCAUAGCUCCCACUGGGGAAGAGAUCACUUCCAAGAAGCAGUUGGAGCAGUACCUAAGGGCACAUCCUGGGAAUCCGGCGAUCUCCGAGUUUGACUGGGGAACCGGCGAGACCCCUCGCCGAUCGGCACGGAUCAGCGAGAAGGUCAAGUCGACCCCACCGGCGGAGACCGAGCCUCCGAGGAAACGAUCCCGGAAAUCGUCAGGUUCUGCAAAGAAGGAUAACAAAGAAAACGAACCAGCUGCUGAUGAAACUGAUAAUGAGAAAAAGCCUGAUACAGAGGAGAUUGAUAACAGUAAUGCUGAAGUGCAAAAUGCAGCAGCAGCAGCAGCUGAAAAGCCUGAAGAAACAUUGUUGGUAGAGUCAGAGGAGAAAGUUGCAGGGGAAGAAGAAGCUUUGAAUACUGAGGAGGUAACUGAAAAACCACAACAAGAGAAAGAAGAGGUGACUGAGAAGGCUGAGGAGGAGCAAGAGGGCACUGAAAAACCCCAAGAAAAUGGCACAGUUGAUGAUGACAGUAAGCAAGAGAUGGCAGAUAGUGUGAUUCCUGAUGCAAAUGGAGGAGCUGAGGAAGAGAAAGUGAAUGUUGAGGAGAAGAACAGUGCAAAAGAAAUCCCUGUAAGUGAUGGAAAGAACAGUAUUCAAGCAGAGGAGCAAGUAAAUAAAAUGGUUGACAAUGGUGGACAAGUGAUUUGGAGCUGUGCUCAGUGAAAAAAUGGUUAAUCUUCUUCAUCUUGUAGUGUAAGCUCUGCUUAAAUGUAUCUUACUAAUAUAGGUGGUGACUUUUGUAAUGUUAUUUUAAGUUGUUGUAGUUGUUUUAUGAGCUCUUGGAUUGUUGUAGUAGUUCUGUACUAUUUCUUCAGAUUUGGUUGUAUUUUUAGGAUGAACAUCAUCAAACACUUAUCAACUCCUAGACUAGAUCUUUUCUGUUAUGAUGAACGAUCGUUGUAGGCUUUUGGCACACAUUUGUGUUAGGAAUUAAUUGUUUUUAACUGCUACA
Molecule: messenger RNA, 1315 nt
Organism: Vigna unguiculata (cowpea)
Lineage: Eukaryota; Viridiplantae; Streptophyta; Magnoliopsida; Fabales; Fabaceae
Gene: MBD11
Product: methyl-CPG-binding domain 11
Molecular function (GO): DNA binding
Source: RefSeq, a predicted model, not a curated record